Messenger RNA from Exophiala xenobiotica, 1188 nucleotides. RefSeq lists its product as uncharacterized. Lineage: Eukaryota; Fungi; Ascomycota; Eurotiomycetes; Chaetothyriales; Herpotrichiellaceae. The transcript has 2 exons. Bases 1 to 1188 code for a protein of 395 amino acids. The record is from RefSeq and is a predicted model, not a curated record.
AUGGCUCUUCUCACGUUCGCACGCGUCAUCAUCCCCGGCUUCAUCCUUCUGGGCGUCCAGUGUCUGCACAUCUUUGGUGAAGCAAAUGGAACAUUUCCCCAGAUCAUAUCGUUUCGAGACAAGCGACAACUACCAACUCCUACAAGUAGUGGCACAAACACUAGUACCUUCCCUGAGAGCUUCACAGGAUUCGAUCCCCCCGACGGACUAUUGUCGACGUUGGUCGUGUUCUUCUGGCCGUUGGUGGAUGGGAGCAGCCCUGAUGCAAGUCUGAUAAGUUUCCUCUUCGCCGGCCAGGCUGUGGCGCUUUUGACGGCCAUCGCUUUGGAGGCUUCGAGGACCGCAAACCAUUCCCGGAUUGUCAGCUUCACCACAGUCUACGGAAUCUUGUUCCAGUCGAUCGGCGCCGGCGUGAUUGCCCCAUCGUACCUGACAAUCUAUCUAUUCACCUCACCUCUAGUCACUUCAACCGCCGCGCUGACGCCUCUCGCGUUGUCCAUUAAUGAAGGCAUUCUGGCCGCCCACCCCUUUGGCGUAUUGAUCGGGUAUAUCGUUCCCACAAUCCUCAUGGCACUCCCCGCCCCGGAGAUCAUAUCGCAAAACUCCAAAGUCACGGCGAUUGUCGUCUGGCAAUUCUUUCCCGUGUGGACCAGCAUUUGUACGUUCAUGGGGAAAGUGGCUUUCGCAUCCACCAAGCCAUAUGCGAGCCAGUCGGACGCCCUCCGCCGACAAAUAGCAUGCCUGAGGACUGUCUACAAGCUCGCGCUGGCCAUCAGUGUCCCUGCUCACAUCGCCACAUGGACGCUUUCCUUCUCUACGGUGCUGUUCCCGGGUUUGUUCGAGGCGCAUACUGUGGAAGCCUUCCAUCCAUCGAACGUAAUCAUACCGCCGAAUCCAUUUGGAGCCAUCAAGGCCGAAAGUGUGGCGCAGGGUGCACACUGGUUCCUGCAGUACGACUACCUUAUCACUUCGCUGGUUUACUUGAUUUGGGCGAUGGUGUCUAGGUAUGGUCAGAAUGUGAAGUGCGUGAGGAGCGAGACGCGCAGAUUCGGAAUCGGAAGUAUCCUCGACGUCACUGCGAGAUGCGUGGUCCUAGGUCCGAUGGCCACGGCAUUGACCCUGCUGUGGGAUCGCGACGAGAUCGGCUUCGCUUCUGUAGACACGAAGGCGAUCAAGAAGACAGCAUGA